Conger conger (European conger) is the source of this 5656-nucleotide messenger RNA. Its product is annotated as FERM, ARHGEF and pleckstrin domain-containing protein 1-like. The record is from RefSeq and is a predicted model, not a curated record. Gene Ontology annotation, molecular function: cytoskeletal protein binding; guanyl-nucleotide exchange factor activity. Gene Ontology annotation, cellular component: cytoskeleton. Bases 283 to 3366 code for a protein of 1027 amino acids. The transcript has 27 exons. Lineage: Eukaryota; Metazoa; Chordata; Actinopteri; Anguilliformes; Congridae.
GCUAAGAUUGCUGGAGGCAGUGUGUCUCCCUUAUUGUUCGGGUAACGAAACUCUAUGUGAAUCUGCUACUAGUUUCAAUGUAAUCCCGUAUCCACAGGCAGUCGGUCCGACAUGGCGACCAUGCAGAAGCCCUGCUUCGCAACAACCAACAUCUGAUUUCCUAAACGUUGCGACUGUACUCUCAAGGGGGAGUGGAAACUACAGUUACCGAGUAAAAAAUCGUACACGUGGAAUAUCUGCAGAUUUUACGCGAAGGGCUGACACCAGGCCUCCGCAGGGACGAUGGCAGAGCCGGAGCCGAGACCGACUGCAGGCCAGCGGCUGGGCGCUCAGGACAGUCUGGGGAUCAGCACUCUGGACCCGGGCCACAAGCCCCCCGCCAUGCCCCCGGGACGCCAGGUCUCCGUCCGCGUGCACCUACUGGACGACAGCGAGGAGGCGUUCGACGUCUCGCAACGGGCCUCCGGUAGGGUGUUGCUGGACCUGGUCUGUGCCCAUCUCAACCUCAUUGAGGGAGACUACUUCGGCCUGGAGUACCAGAACCACCGCAAGAUGACCGUCUGGCUGGAUCUUUUGAAGCCUAUCAUCAAACAGAUCAGACGCCCCAAGCACACGGUCCUGCGGUUCGUGGUCAAGUUCUUCCCCCCGGACCACACCCAGCUGCUGGAGGAGCUGACCAGGUACCUCUUCGCCCUGCAGAUAAAGCAGGAUCUGGCCAGAGGCGUCCUGGUCUGCAACGACAGCAGCGCCGCCCUGCUGGUCUCCCACAUAGUGCAGUCUGAGCUUGGGGAUUUCGAUGAGGCUCAGUGCAGGGGGCAUCUCCUCACUAACAAGUACAUUCCUGACCAGGACGCUCUGAUAGAUGGGAUCAUGGAUUGCCAUCGCAAACACACAGCGCAGACGCCGGCGGAGUCGGACUACCAGCUGCUGGAGAUCGCCCGCAGGCUGGAGAUGUACGGCAUGCGGCCACACCCGGCCAAGGACCGGGACGGCACCCAGCUGGGCCUGGCUGUGGCACACACCGGCGUCCUGGUCUUCCAGGGGCCCACGAAGAUCAACGCCUUCAACUGGUCCAAGAUUCGCAAGCUGAGCUUCAAGAGGAAACGCUUUCUCAUCAAGCUGAGGCCCGACCUCAAUCAAAGCACGGACACGCUGGAGUUCCUCAUGGCCAGCCGUGACUGCUGUAAGGUGUUCUGGAAGAUCUGUGUGGAAUACCACGCCUUCUUCCGCCUCUUUGAGGAACCCAAACCCAAACCCAAGCCCGUCCUCUUCACCCGGGGCUCCUCCUUCAGAUUCAGUGGACGGACGCAGAAACAGGUGAUCGAUUACGCCAGGGACUCAGAUUUUAAAAAGAUCCCCUUUGAGAGGAAACACAGCAAAGUCCAGUCUCACAGCGGCCUGUCUCCACUGCCUUCGCUGCAGCGCCCCCAAGUGCCCAAAGAAAGCGCGCUCAGCUCCUCAGGGGACGAGCUGGACUCCUCGAGCCGGUCGGGAUGGCGGGAGACGGUGUCGGUCAGCGUGGAGGACUCGUCAGCCUCGCGGAAGAAGAGCAGCCCCUCCCCCCAGCGCAACGGGCGCCAGGAGCGGGCGGGGCCAGGGGCGGAGCCCUCGCCGUCCGGCCAGCGAGCGGAGACUGUCAGCACAGGAGCGAUGGUGAGCUGCCCCCGGCUCUCGGACUCGCCCAAACUGGCCGUGGUGAACGGACAGAGGCACGGCCUGGCCCCCACUCUGAGCCUGGACGGCCCUCCGCCCUCCCCCCUCACCAGCCCCCUGCUGAACGACGGCGGCGGCACGCGCACCGACGAUGAGGACGAGGUUCGGAGGAAGAGGUUCCCCACGGACAAAGCCUACUUCAUCGCCAAGGAACUACUGACCACAGAGCGGACGUACCUGAAGGACCUGGAGGUCAUCACCGUGUCUUUUCAGAAUUCGGUGGCGAAAGACGAGGCCACGCCUGAAUCUCUCAGGAACUCCAUCUCCUCCAACUUCGAGCCCCUGCACAAGUUCCACAGCAGCUUCCUGAGGGAGGUGGAGCAGCGACUCGCUGUGUGGGAGGGGCGCUCUAAUGCCCACAUCAAAGGAGACUACCAGCGCAUCGGUGACGUCAUGCUGAAGAACAUCCAGGGCAUAAAGCAGAUGACGGUGCUCCUGCAGAAGCACUCGGAGGUGCUGCUGGAGCUGGAGCGUGUGUGCCGGUCCUCCCGCAGGGUGGAGGCGCUGUGCCGUGACUUUGAGCUGCAGAAGGUGUGCUACCUGCCCCUGAACGUCUUCCUGCUGCGGCCCCUGCACCGUCUCAUGCACUACAAGCAGAUCCUGGAGCGGCUGUGCAAGCACUACCCGCCCACGCACCAGGACUUCAGGGACUCUCGAGCUGCCCUGGCAGAUGUGUCUGAGAUGGUGGCCCAGCUUCACUGCCCCAUGAUCAAGAUGGAGAACUUCCAGAAGCUUCUGGAACUGAAAAAGGACCUGGUUGGCAUCGACAACCUUGCUUUACCAGGACGGGAGUUUAUCAGGUUGGGCUGUCUGAGCAAGCUGUCUGGAAAAGGCCUGCAGCAACGCAUGUUUUUUCUGUUCAAUGACGUCCUGCUGUAUACGAGUCGAGGGAUGACACCAGCCAAUCAGUUCAAAGUUCACGGGCAGCUCCCCCUCUACGGAAUGACGAUCAGGGAGAGCGAGGACGAGUGGGGGGUGCCGCACUCCUUCACCCUGUCGGGCCAGCGCAGCUCCGUGGUGGUGGCAGCGAGCUCUGUAGCGGAGAUGGAGAAGUGGAUGGAAGAUAUCAAGAUGGCCAUUGACCUGGCGGAGAAGUGCAACGGGCCCAGCUCUGACCCCGUCCUGGCAGGCAGCCUGAUAGAGAACAAAUCCUUGGAGGACCCGACUCUAGACCAGGAGUCGGAGGACGACCUGAGCGCCUCGCGCACGUCUCUGCAGAGACAGGACGCUCACCGUGGUAACACCACGGUACACGUGUGCUGGCACAGGAACACCAGUGUGUCCAUGCUGGACUUUAGCAUUGCAGUGGAGAAUCAGCUCUCCGGCAACCUGCUGAGGAAGUUUAAGAACAGCAACGGUUGGCAGAAACUGUGGGUGGUCUUCACCAACUUCAGCCUCUUCUUCUACAAGACAUAUCAGGAUGACUACCCCCUGGCCAGCCUGCCGUUGCUGGGGUACUCCGUCACCAUUCCCACAGAGAACGAGAACAUCCACAAAGACUACGUCUUCAAGCUCCACUUCAAAUCCCACGUCUACUACUUCAGAUCUGAGAGCGAGUACACCUUCGAGAGGUGGAUGGAGGUCAUCCGCAGUGCCACCAGCUCUACCAGUCGCACCCGCUUCUUAAGCCGAAAGGAGCCCCACCCCUACUGAUCCAAAGAGCCAGGCCCCUCCCUCUGCCACGCCCUGGCCCCUCCCUCUGUCACGCCCUGGCCCCUCCCUCUGCCACGCCCUGGCCCCUCCCACCCAUUUUGGUACAGAAUCCCACACAGUCAGCUGCACAGUUGUCAGUUUUGCUCUUUGAUCCUUUUUUGGGGGCUUUGUUUUGUUUUUAAACAUAACUGGGAUACUCAUUGAUAUAGCAGUGUCUCAGUAUUUCAGAGAUCACGUGUGCUCAGUAACAGCAGAAAGACUGCUUUCCCGCAUUUUUACUGUGCUCUGAAUCAUCUUUUGUAGAAUGUCAUUUUAUACGAUUUUUUAAAAUGGUCUGUGAACCACUCUCUCUCAUUCUGGUUUUACAUGUUUUCAUUGGCUGUGUUUCCAAUAUGCAGACCUGUCUACAAAGACAGGCUAUACAUUUUGUUUUAUUUUUUAAACUGCAGGUUUGUUGCAUAGAUAACUACUACUUUUUUGCUACUCAAAACAUGUUUUUUUGUUUGUUCGUUUUGAAGGACAGUGGCUGCUUUCAAAUCCAACUGCUUGAGUGCCAAACAGAAUUUUUUUCCCCAAUGACUGUCUUUAUAAUGUGUUUUUAAUAUGUUGGAGAGACAUAGGUUUCGAAAAAAAGGAAUUUCAGAGAAUUGAUGUACUAAAGUAAACGUAUAGGCACCUUUAAAAGAAAAUGUAUUUAACUCUUAAGAUGUCCCUGGGAAAUAUGACUUGAAUUAAUAUGUUCAGGAUAACCUAAAAAUAUACAAUGUUGGUUUUCUCAUGAUUAAUGUUUUGGAUUAAUAAUCAUCUGAAAGUACAUGCUAAAGUAGUUCCCAUGCCAGUACUGGUGCUUACACUAAAUUUAAAUUUAAAUGUAAAAUUACCCUUAGUGUUCAUUAUACACAAUGCUAAGAGUGUCUCUUCUUUUCCUCUCUCCUGUGCUCAAAUGGGACUUCCUUUUACACCUCAUGACCUAUGACUUUUGACUUAUGAACUUUCAUCAGUAUUCAUUUUUGAGGAAAUUCCCAUAUGGACAGAAGCUUUAAAGCUGAAUUAGUAAAUACACAAUGAAGACACUUUCAUUUGGAUAAAUACCACAGACCCCUCAGAAGUUGUAAUUGGCUCCCAGGUGUGAGAAAUCCUUAGUUGUUUAAAACCCUGCACAGAGAUGUCUUUUUAAUCACACUGUUUGACUUAAGGUCUACACUCAAACUUAAUGACUUAGGGUCUACACUCAGUGAGCAAUUUAUUAGGUAGACUUGUACACCAGCUUGUUAAUGCAAAUAUUUAAUCAGCCAAUCAUGUGGCAGCCUACAUAAAAGCAUGCAGAGAUGAUCAAGAAGUUCAGCUGUUGUUCAGACCAAAUGUCAGAAUGGGGAAUAAAUGUGAUCUAAGUGACUUUGACCGUUGACUGAUUGUUGGUGCUAGACAGGGUGGAUUGAGUAUCUCAGAAACUGCUGAUGUCCUGGUAUUUUCAUACACAGUUUGCAGAGAAUGGUGCAAAAAACAAAAAAACAUCCAGUGAGCAGCAGUUCUGCAGGCAAAAAUGCCUUGUUAAUGGGAAAGGUCAGAGGAGAAGGGCCAGACUGGUCGAAGCUGCCUGGAAGGUGACAGUAAUGCAAAUAACAACACAUUACAACAGUGGCAUGCAGAAGAACAUCUCUGAACACACACUGUGUCAAACCUCUAAGUGGAUAGAAGACCAAUAAGUCUAAAAAUGAAGUCUAACAAAUACCUAAUUAAGUGCUCACUGAGUGUACAUAAUUGCUAAAUAAACAUCAACAUACAUUUUAAAUGUCAUAUCCUACCAUUAAAAUGCAUUGAUUCAUGAUAAACAGGUUUAUCAACACUUCAGAACAGCAGGAUGAGUAAGAACUCUACUAGCCACCAGGAUACGACUGUUUCCAGGGUAACUUAACCACUGCACACCCCUGUGGUUCAGAACAUGUCUUACACUGUUUGCCAGGUUCAAAUCUCAAAGGCCAGAGAUUGUAGUCUUUCAACAUGUACCUAAUUUGUACAUGUACCUACACACUUUUGAUAAAAUAAAACUGAUACUCCGUCAGUGUCUUUUUAGAAUUUAAUUCACUUCUUUAUUAACAGGAAAAUGGGCUGAAAAGAGUAUUGCUGAGUGCACAGGGACUUUAAAAGAAAUUGCUGAAAUGAGAAUAGUCUGUUCGGGGGGUGCAGGAGAAAUGGACUAAACACUUUGUGUGUGUCCCCCGUCCCCGUCCCCGUCCCCCAACAGCAGAAGAUCUGUGGACAUGAAAGCAAUAAAAAACACAUUUUAUGA